This is a messenger RNA of Microdochium trichocladiopsis, 2160 nucleotides long. RefSeq lists its product as uncharacterized. The coding region runs from base 1 to 2160 and encodes 719 amino acids. The record is from RefSeq and is a predicted model, not a curated record. NCBI's taxonomy places the organism in Eukaryota, Fungi, Ascomycota, Sordariomycetes, Xylariales, Microdochiaceae. The transcript has 2 exons.
AUGAAGCCCUCCUUUGGUGCUCUGGAAGACCGGAAAGCUGGCCUCAGGCAGUAUGAGGACCCUGGCAUCCGCCAAUUGCUCUACUACCGGUGGAACACGACGCUGCGGGCAACGCAAGUGUCAAACAUUCGCAUUUGUGACAGCACCUUCUGGCAGCAGCACAUCACCAGGACGAACCACCAGAAGGUCGACUCGACAACCACCGGCUUUGAUGACAGGAAGCUGUCGUUCCACGUAGCCACGAUGGCUUCUGUCAGCCCGGCGUCCACAAGUGGCGAACCAGCCAUCACCACGUCCACAUUCCACCCUUUUCUGGGCCUCCCCUACGAAAUCCGCCACAAGAUCUAUCUGCUCGCAACAUAUCGGCGUAUCGUGCACGUCCAAGAGCGUUUUCUGCCAUUCCAAUCUUAUCAUGCCGCGCGCCGUCAUUUCGACGCGCACUAUCUCGAGCAUUGGCACGAAAUCGGUAUCCACCCUUCCGUUGCAGCCUUUGCUCCAUUGUGGAAGGAGAAUACGGUUGAGCGCAUGAGGCAGCAGCAUGAGCAAGUCGAACCCACAGAUGACGACAGGAUUCUGGAAGUCGGACAGCGCAAGACGCGGGGUUGGGCAAGGAAGCUUGGGCUUCUGACAGCUCGAGCCGAGAACAUGGACCUCGACAAACGUACUGCAGCCUCCGACAGAGGCAGCGGCAGCGGCAGCGACAGCGACGAGGACGACUAUGAGCUGCCGCUACCGCUCCGCCCUUGGAAACCAACCCCGGAACUCCCCGAGCUGCCGUUGCACUGGCUGUGGGAGUCAGCAGACUCGGCAUGGCAGUUCCAGAGAGAGUCGCAGCUCUUCAGUCGGGCGCCGAUCCCAGCCCUGCUGCAUGUUUGUGUCGAAUCAAGGAAUACGAUGAGAGAGGCAGGGUAUGAGUUGACCUUUGGGACACCCGCGAGAAGACACGUUGGGCAAGCUGCCAAUGGUGUCCGCGACGGAGGCGUCAUCCCAGGCAUGACUUGGUUCAACUUCCGCCACGACACCCUCUACAUCGGCCACGCAACUUACGACUACGACAACGAAGACGACGCAAACCUGCCUCCUUAUCGAGAGAGCCACGAAUCAAAAGCCAACGAGUCGGAGACCAGCAAUGGUCGUACAAUCCCGAAUCGCAUUGGCUAUUCCCAGCCAUGGGAUCUCGCGCCCUUCCUCCCCUCUGAUCUGCGUCGGGUGACACGCAUCAUGCUCCCACACUGCAGCCUGGCCAUGACUUUACCUGAAUGGGGCGGCGCUCAUUUCGCGCUCUUCCUCGACGGGAGCACACUGGAAAAUUGGCAGCCGCUGUUCCCGGCUCUGAAAGAGUUGUUUCUCGCAGAGUGGGCCCUGCUAGGUGGUUGUGCCGCUUGCGCCUCAGAUAAGGAGCUGCAAAAACAGGGCAAUGAAGAUGGAGCCAAGGAUGAAGUAGCCAGGACACACCACAGUGACGGGCCCUGCAUGCAAGACAUCCAGAAACACCGUCUCGCUCGGGAAGCUGAGCCGUGGUUCGCGAUAGCGAUGCAAGAAGUCGACUCCUUCUCCCGAAUCAUGUAUAAGGAUGGCGGCGCUGGUCGCGACGGUGGGAGUGCAGUCGGGAUAGCUGCGAUGUACAUGCACAAGACCGCCAGAGAACGCGGCCCUGGUGACGCGUCCAAUAUCGGGGGAAAUGGGAAUGGCACACGGCGCGAUUUCUUCGAACUUCGCGGCCAUCAAUUGCGGAUUGGAGCCGAGUUGAUAUUCAGGGAGGAUUGGUUUGCCUCCGUGGGCGAGGACGGUGAGUCCCCAGGGUUCGAGGAGCCCGGGUGGUUCACGGAGCCCGAGGAACCUGAGUGGUUCCCUGAGGUCAAGUUUGUGCACGUAGGCACUGCAGCUAUGCUGCGCGACCUCGAAACUGAACGGGCGCGGGUGUGGGAAAAGCUCAACCGCGACUUUGGAGAUCCUGGCGACGAGAUUGACCAUGGGCCAGACUUCGCGGAAUGGGUGAAUACAUUCAUGCAGGGACAGCACUCUUGGCUCCCGGCUAGGGACCAUGCCCAAAAAUCUCGUCCAGAGAUGCCGCUGGCAUGGGACGCCCCCAGGGGUUGGACUGUGCAUAAGAUAUGUCCGCCAUGGAAGGAGAAGUUUGAGUGGAGUAUCGACCGCUGA